Molecule: messenger RNA, 777 nt
Organism: Penicillium cosmopolitanum
Lineage: Eukaryota; Fungi; Ascomycota; Eurotiomycetes; Eurotiales; Aspergillaceae
Exons: 2
Coding region: 1-777 (258 amino acids)
Source: RefSeq, a predicted model, not a curated record
AUGGUUUGUACCUCGUAUCUAAUCGAGAAAGCUAAGGUCUGUCGAAGAUUGGCUAAGGAUACCUCCGCGGAUACGUCAAGACAGACAAUUUUUCUCGCGCGCCGCGACGAAAAAAAACCGCCGCUUCUUACAAACUUGAAGAAGACAAUUUCGGACGACAUUUCGUGUGAGAAAACUCAUGCAAGUCGCAAACUCAUCGCCCUUCGAGUUGAAAAACGAAAACACGAGAAGAAAGUCGAAAGACCUCGGGCCAAAUUCGCUCAAAGAAAGACGCAUAACGAAAAACAGCGCACGAUUCUCCAGGAGAAACUAACUCGUCGUGCGGCUCUAGCUGGCAAUAUACAGCAUGAAAACGACUCUGGUCAAAGGGCCGGUAAUUUUCAACAGCAAGCGAGCCAACCUGGUCACCUGCAGGUCCCAUGGCACAUACAACGGGCUCAACACGGUGAGAUGGCUAGAAUUCAGAUGCAGCAGCAACAAAACAAUUUCAUCGAGAUGACCCCAGAGCAAACUACACAAAUGGAUCAGGCGACUUUCCCACAGUCCCUUCUCACCAAUAAUUCGAAGGUUCCGAAGAACAUCACAACCUGGGGCCAGCUAAAGCAAUGGGUUUCAUCAAACUCACAAGCCUCGACUGGAAUUAACCCAAACCAUCUUUUAACACUUCAGAGGCUGCACUUUGCCCAGAUUAUCAGUGUUCAAGCAAAGGACCCUAACAGACAAAAUCAAGGCCAGGGAGUCAUGAAAGGUCCAUCCCAACAGGCACCCCAAGAUUAA